AAGUGCGCAACACACGCCCGCAAAGCUCGCUCCCUAGUUCUCUCGCCGUCGCCCGAGGCGGCCGCCGGGCGAGGCGAUCAGACGAGGCGGCGGCGGCGGCGGCGGCGGCGGUUCGCAGCGCCACAGCGAGAAUGGGUACUGGACGGAAGGCAGAGACCUACAAUGCCCCAGCACCAAAACAAGAUCGAAGCAAUACUCGGUGGUAUGGUGACCAAUCUUUUCCUGCACGUAAUCUUGGGGAAGAUGCGCUAGCAGGAGUUAUUUUCGGCUGCACCAACAAAACAAUGAAUGAAUGCCUCUCUAAACAGCUAUUUGGUUUGCCUGCAUGCCAUUUCUCCUAUGUGAAGAAUAUUAAACCUGGACUGCCUCUGUUUCUGUUCAGUUAUAGUGACAGAAAACUGCAUGGCAUUUUCGAAGCUGCCACUCCUGGCCAGCUUACCAUUGACCAAUUUGCUUGGAGUCAUGAUGGUAGAACAAAGACACAGUAUCCCGCACAGGUUCGGGUCUCUAUCAAAACUCAGUGCCUACCACUUCCAGAGAACAUAUACAAAGGCGUGAUUAGUGGCAAUUAUCACAAGUUUCGCCACUUCCACUUUGAGCUAGACCAUGCACAAACAAGAGACUUAGUUUCUUUGUUUGUACCUGCUCCUGUUGGUGCUGUUCCAAACGAGCGGAAUUUUUCGGUACCUCGUGCUCCUGUUGACGCUGCUCCAAACAGAUGCAGUCUUUCUGGACCUCUGCCAUCUCCAAUAGGAGCACAGCUUGUUCGUGGCGUAGUGUCGACUGAGUCUGGUUCAACGGAUGGUGAACAGUUUGCCGGUUCAGCAUAUUCAGUUGAUAGAAAUGCUGACCAUGCCAGUGCAAGUAGAACAUCAAAGAGCAACUUUGAUGAAGAGCCUUCUGAGUGGGAUGAUUUGGAUGAUGGUGUGACUGAGAAAGGAACAAAGUCUGUGAAUGAUGGCCAUCCACAUAUCAAUCCAUUGAAUGGUCAACAGCAUGACCCAAUGGAUGUUUUGCAGAAGUUGCAAGAACUGUCUCUUUUACGGCAGGAGAAGGCCCAACCCUCGGAGGUUGCUGUUGAUUAUACUUCAGGUAGAAGCAGACUUCAAGAAUCACCACUGGGUGCUGCUUUUGGCAAAGAUCCAUCAAACGCCACCUUGGGCGGUGAUGCACCUGUGAAAGACAGCACAUCCUUUGAGCAACUUUGUGGAAAUGAUGAGCUGCUUCAGAUCAUCAAUGAAUUAUCCAAGAAGACCGAAGCAAUUGGGAAAAAGCAGACCGAGUCAGAUGAAGAAAUACUUGUAUUGAGGGCAACUGUAAAGGACAUGGAAAGAAAAAUUCAGGAACUGCAGUACCAAUAUGGGAAAUUACAGUUGGAGUAUUCAGCAGCACUUCUUGGUGAACCACGCAAUAUUCUGGAAGGGCCAUCAAUUUUCCUAAUAGGUGGCCAUAAUGGCAUCACCUGGUUGCCAUCCCUCGAUUCCUUUUACCCUACAGCAGAUAGACUAGUGCCGCUGAGGCCAAUGAGCUCAGCCCGUUCAUAUGCUGCUGUUGCUGCAUUGAAUGAUCAUCUCUUUGUUAUUGGUGGCGGCGAUGGCGAUUCAUGGUAUACCACAGUGGAAUGCUACAACAGGGUGAGCAAUGAGUGGAUGGCAUGCCCAUGCUUGAAACAGAAGAAAGGAAGUCUUGCUGGAGCUACAUUGAAUGGUAAAAUAUUUGCUAUUGGUGGGGGCGAUGAGUCGAGAUCUUUUUCAGAAGUUGAGAUGUUUGAUCCAGUACUUGGGAGUUGGAUAUACAGCCCGUCUAUGCAACAAUGUCGAUUUGCUCCUGCUGCAGCCGAAUUAAAUGGCAUCCUCUAUGUUGUUGGUGGUUAUGAUUUCAGUGACGACUCAUACUUACAAUCAGCAGAAAGGUAUGAUCCAAGGGAAGGUUUCUGGACCCAGCUUGCAAGCAUGAAGACAAAAAGAGGAUCCCACUCUGUUACUGUCCUGGGGGAGGCACGAUAUGCUCUGGGAGGGUACGAUGGAGACCAAAUGCUUUCCACUGUGGAGAUCUUUGACCCUCGUGCCAAUUCGUGGAGGAUAGGCAGCCCGUUCAGCGUCCCAAGAGGAUAUGGGUGUGCAGUCACAGCGGACGACAAUGUGUACCUCAUUGGCGGGUCCGAAUCCAAUGGAGAAACUAUUGAAACUGUGGAAGUUUACAAUGAGAGGCAAGGCUGGUCUAUCCCUGGCUACAAGGCGAUAGGGAAGAGGGCCUUCGCCUCUGCCAUCGUCGUUUGACAGGGCUGCAGAUCUCAUAUCCUGCCCACAUUUUGCUUUUUGCCAGAGCCCAUGGGUUCUGUACAGUAUGAGAUGCCGAUCACAGUAUACCCUCUUCUCGAAACAGCCGCUGGGGGUUUGAGAAAUUUUUCGCGCCCGCGCCCCCCUUUGCCGAUGUACAGAUGUAACCCAUCAGUUUGGUGCUUGUCUCAGACACCAUGGGAUAGAUCUCACAGCAACACAAGGUCUUAACGCUAACAGAGCACCUGCAGCAUAUCCUCCUGCUGCGUUAUUGAGUGGGCGCAGACAAGCGGUUCCUUGUUUCUGUUUGUUUUUGAGGCGAUACUUGAGGGCGCCUGAACAAAUUAAACUGCUCGCGGUUCAUUAGUGGCUACUCCGAAAGUUGGAAUGAAAAAAAAAAACUGUUUUUGCAAUGUGCGGCCUGGGGAUUCUUGGUGCUGAAGCACCAUGUGUUUA
Molecule: messenger RNA, 2735 nt
Organism: Triticum dicoccoides
Lineage: Eukaryota; Viridiplantae; Streptophyta; Magnoliopsida; Poales; Poaceae
Exons: 11
Coding region: 132-2279 (715 amino acids)
Biological process (GO): response to endoplasmic reticulum stress
Molecular function (GO): protein binding
Source: RefSeq, a predicted model, not a curated record